Belonocnema kinseyi is the source of this 1374-nucleotide messenger RNA. It is a transcript of the gene UBL3, whose product is annotated as ubiquitin-like protein 3. The transcript is spliced from 5 exons. Gene Ontology annotation, molecular function: protein binding. The record is from RefSeq and is a predicted model, not a curated record. Lineage: Eukaryota; Metazoa; Arthropoda; Insecta; Hymenoptera; Cynipidae. Bases 362 to 733 code for a protein of 123 amino acids.
GCAUCGGAUCGCCAUUUUAUGUGUUUGGCUCUGACAUUGGAACGGUGGUGUGUGGUGAUGCGGCGGAGUUGAAAGAGCUCUUGCCUCGUUCUCUGCAAAAUGUUGCCGAAAUACUUUUCGCGGGAUAUAAGAAAGUAACAACGGCGGGUCGCUUAAGUGCAAGUGCCGCGAGUUUCUUUUGGCGAAAUGGUGUAGUGAAAUUGUGAUCGUGAGUGUGUUUUCCUCGACAGUGCUAGAGCACACUACUUGUAUUUCGCUGUCAUCGACUACCGUCACCCCUGCCCUGCCAAUUGGAGAAAAUCCUCGCACUUGGCACCUGCCACGAAAGGCCUCUGGAUUCCUUCGCACUCCCUCGUCUACAAUGAGUUCGCGAAAUAUCCCCUCAGAUAAGCUAAAUCUACGUCUCAUCCUUGUCAGCGGAAAAACAAAAGAGUUCCUAUUUAGUCCAAGCGACUCUGCGGGGGACAUAGCGCAACAUGUGUUUGAAAACUGGCCCGAAGACUGGGUGGAAGAGGCAGUUGCUAAAGCAGAAAUCUUGCGGCUAAUUUACCAGGGGCGAUUUUUGCACAGCAAUGUUACGCUAGGUGCACUUGGGCUUCCUUUUGGAAAAACAUCGGUGAUGCAUCUUGUACCACGGGAAAACCUUCCAGAACCCAAUUCUCAAGGCAUUUUACCUACUGGCGAAUAUAUGCAUAUAAGACCUGAAGAAAUUGAAAGUGGCGACCAAUCGUAACGAAGAAUCAAAUUCCUAAAAUCCUACAUCAGAGACAAAAGAGUAAAGGUGGAGGAAGCAGUUGCUGCUCAGCUUCGUGUUGCAUACUUUAAACGUCGGCUGCCCUGUUUUUAUUUCUCCGAGGCGUUACUCUGCGAGCCGGCUCUGCACAGAGGUUGAGCCACGGUUUCUAAGGUUUCCUGCUGAUGCUAAAUCGCUAGUGGCAGAGCUCGCGGACACUAGCGGAGAGCGAUUCUAGUGCAAGUGAGAGACAAGAAAAGGUGUCAUUAUUAAUUCAAAAUCAAAAUUCCGAGGAUUCGCCACCACACCACUAAAUUCAGUCAGAGCCAAUCAUUUCCAAACUACCGCAGUUUAGCUCUCGACAUCCAGGAAAUACUCAAUUCUAAAAUGCUACUCCAGGGAUUCGCUCUCGAAUCUCCAAACUGACGAUUCGCUCUCUGAAUAAAAAUGCUCCGCGACUCGACCACUGCAAAAAAAACUACCACAGCAGCGUUAUUAUUAUUACGAUACAAUUAUGUAGGUGGAAAAUAAGCGAGGGUGCCUGUUUCAGUGCGAGUGUGUGCGCGCGAAUUCAAGAGUCUGAGACUAAGUUUAUGUUGUGAUAUGCAGGUAGCGAAUAUAUAUUAUAUACAUACUAUUAU